Messenger RNA from Myxocyprinus asiaticus (Chinese sucker), 3736 nucleotides. RefSeq lists its product as uncharacterized. Bases 301 to 1794 code for a protein of 497 amino acids. NCBI's taxonomy places the organism in Eukaryota, Metazoa, Chordata, Actinopteri, Cypriniformes, Catostomidae. The record is from RefSeq and is a predicted model, not a curated record. The transcript is spliced from 6 exons.
CCCAAUCCCAAUGCAGUCCUCUUGACUUCGAGAGUUCGGGAAAAGAGACUUCGAUAUUCCACAACAACUUUUGAUUAUUGUACAUUUCUUGACACUUUGAAUUAUGAUCUAAACGACACAGAAACUAACAUUAUACCUUUGAAGAAAGCUUAGGAUGCUUCAGUCAAGAGCAAAAAUGAAGACAUUAAAUACUAGGAAGUGGAACCUUUGAAAACUUUUUACUUUCACUUUCAUUGAUUCAAGCAAUCUGCUGCAGAGAUUCUCGUCGCCAUUAUUAAUUUAUUCUCGAGGAGUUUGAGAAUGAAGGGAUCGUUUGUUUUGUUGAUUCAGUGGGUUUUGCUCAUAGACGGUGUGUUUGGUGUUGAUGAAAUGAAGACGUCAGUGUCAGUGAUGGAGGGAGAUUCUCCUACUUUACGCACUGCUGUUACUGGAUUACAAAAUGACAAAUCAGAUUUUAUUAAAUGGUAUUUUAAUCACAAUCUCAUAGCUCAAAUCAGGGGAGAUCUCAGUAAGUUCUGUACAGAUGUGAAGUGUGAGACUGGUCAGGAGAGAUUCAGAGACAGACUGAAGCUGAACAAUCAGACUGGAUCUCUCACCAUCAAGAACAUCAGUAUUACAGACUCUGGAGAUUAUAAUCUACUGACCUUCAUCAACAACAUCAAUGAUGAGAAGACAUUCACUGUCACCGUCCAACCUGGUGUGUCUGGUGCUGAAAUGAAGAUAAAGUCGAUGAUUGAAGGAGCUUCUGUCACUCUACACACUGAUGAUACUGUAAAACAGGGAGAUGUUGUGAUGACGUGGUAUUUCAAUGACACUCGUAUAGCUGAAAUGAAUGAAGAUCCCAGUAAGAGCUGUACAGAUGUGACGUGUGAUGAAGGUGCUGAGAGAUUCAGAGACAGACUGAAGAUUGACCAUCAGACUGGAGAUCUCACUAUCACAAACACCAGAACUACAGACUCUGGACUUUAUCAACUAGAGAUCAGCAGCAGUAUCAGCAGCAGCUGCAGCGUAAAGAGCUUCAGUGUUAAUGUCAGCGCAUCAGACUUAAAAACUCCAGAUCCAGGUCUGUCUUCUGGUGAUAUAGCAGGAAUAUGUGUUGGUGUUGUUCUGGUUGUCGCUGUAACUGCUGGUGUGAUUUAUUAUCGCUGUAAGAUCUCAAGACGAGGACAAAAUGGCAUCAAGAUGCAGCACAAUGUUCAGGAGAAUGAUGGAGUGAAUCCACCACCUCAUCAGAAUGGAGGAGGGAACGAGCUGACUCCUCUGAAUGACGGAGUGAACGAGCUGACUCCUCUGAAUGACGGAGUGAACGAGCUGACUCCUCUGAAUGACGGAGUGAACGAGCCGACUCCUCCGAAUGACGGAGUGAACGAGCCGACUCCUCCGAAUGACGGAGUGAACGAGCCGACUCCUCCGAAUGACGGAGUGAACGAGCUGACUCCUCCGAAUGACGGAGUGAACGAGCUGACUCCUCCGAAUGACGGAGUGAACGAGCUGACUCCUCCGAAUGACGGAGUGAACGAGCCGACUCCUCCGAAUGACGGAGUGAACGAGCUGACUCCUCCGAAUGACGGAGUGAACGAGCCGACUCCUCCGAAUGACGGAGUGAACGAGCCGACUCCUCCGGAAGGCGGAGUGAACGAGCCGACUCUUCCGGAAGGCGGAGUGAACGAGCCGACUCUUCCGGAAGGCGGAGUGAACGAGCCGACUCUUCCGGAAGGCGGAGUGAACGAGCCGACUCUUCCGGAAGGCGGAGUGAACGAGCCGACUCCUCCGGAUGGCGGAGUGAACGAGUGAACGAGCCGACUCCUCCGAAUGGCGGAGUGAACGUCUCUACUCAUUAGACUCUUUUGAUAACUGAUGAGACUGAGACUACCAGUCUGUUGACCCAUUAACAUUAUUUUAUUAUUUUCGUAUUGAGAAGUACAAUGGCGAGAUUACAGGAAACAAUGGGGAAUAGUGGAUCUGAGACACUAAACUACUUGUGUUACCCACAUGAGCACCACCACUGACAUAUGGGACGCCCCCGUGACAACAUUAUGAGCUCUUACGACUUUCAGCCAAUAAUAUUAUGGUUAAAUUUGCUCAUAUAGAGUGAUUUUACCGUGCAUAGAAGCCGCAUUAAUCUGCCAAAUAUAUUGUGUUUACACAGACUUUUUAAUGGCGCACAGAGGCGGCCAAAAUUUACACAGGAAUCACAAUCAUGGGAGAUGCAUGAAUCUCGGGUACUGAUUAUAACAUAGAGGUUGAUGCACUGUAGACUUGCUGCUCUAAAGAACAAAAAAGGUCUUCCCUGUGGAUAAUAAUGGAUGAUAAUGAUGGAUGAGCAGUGGUUCUCAAACCUUUCAAGACAAGUACCACCUCAGAUCAAAUAAGAACAACUGUGCCACCUCGUUUUUUAUUCACUGAGUCCAAGUUUAAAGGGAUAGUUCACACAAAAAUGACAAUUUACUCAUUCUCAUGCAUUCCAGAUGUGUAUGACUUUCUUUGUUCUGCAAAACACAAGUGAAGAUUAUUAGAAGAAUAUCUCAGCUCUGUCAAAAUCCAAUCGGUUUUGAGUGAGAACAGACCAAAUUAUAUAUAAUAACCAGUUAUAACUCCUUUUUCACUGUAAAUCUUGCCAUUGCAGUCUUAAAUCAUGAUCACCAAGGAGACUGUUGUCAAGACGCACAGUGUAAUUUGGUCUGUUCUCACUCAAAACCGAUUGGAUCGCUUUAAAAGACAUGUCAUCUUGAGAGAUGUGUGGAAGGACUGGAUCAGAGCUGCAUCUAAUAAGCGCACACGCCAGAAUAAUACAUUUUUGACUUAUAUCAGUGCACACUUUGGACCAGAAAUCACCCCGUCACAAUCCUGAAGCAAUAAUGAGACCUUUACACUAGUCUUAGAUAAAGAUUUACCACAUUUGAAAGUAAAUUGGAUAACUAAACACAUUUUUACUAAUACAUUUAAAAUAUUUGUCUAUUUUCAAAGUAAUUUUGAAUUGUCAUGUUGUGUGCCAUUUAGAAGACCGCUGAUCUAAAGCAUUUUUUAUGCAUUAUUUUGAUUUCUCAGGCAGUUGGUCAUUUUAUCAUCUCAUCUAUAUCCUCUUCUAUUGUUGACAGACAGAUUGUAAACGAGUGAAAGUAGUUAUAAGUCUUAAGUGUGUACACUCAUCGUUACCUUGUCUUACAUCUUCACCAAAGCUUCAUUUUUAUGUGAGGGUCAAAAGACAAGCCUUUGCUAAAAAAAUUUUUAUGUACACUAAAAUGUUGGUCAGAUAAAUUCAAUGUAGUAUUCUAAAGCAUUUUCCUCAUAUUGGGGAUGUUUUGAUCAAUAAUUAUCAUGUUGUUUAUUAUGAUCAUCAAUGUUCUUUCAGCGUUUGGUGUAUAGCUUUGUGUUGGGUUUCUCGAUAACAUUAUCUUAACGUUGUAUGUUAUUGUACAAUGGUGCAACAGCUGUUUUCCAAACCAGCAUGUAGAUCCUCGUUAUUAAGUAAGACUUGCAUAAUUACUGGAGCUGUGAGACCUCAAUAUGUUGAAUAAUGUUUGAUGUACUGUGCACUUGAAACUGCUAUUGUACAACAUGCAGUGUGUGACUGUAAUGAUAUAGACUAGCCACAUGGAGCAGAUCAGAGGAAGAGGAGAAAUAUUAAAGUGCAGUUUAUUGAACUGUAAGGUGUUGUGGAUGAAGCAUCAGCUUCAUGACAAAUGUAUAUUUUUCAUGUACCAAUGUUUUAUAAAUAAAACUUUAUAUAUCUUUA